This is a messenger RNA of Diatraea saccharalis (sugarcane borer), 1689 nucleotides long. The record is from the annotation of a GenBank genome assembly. Lineage: Eukaryota; Metazoa; Arthropoda; Insecta; Lepidoptera; Crambidae.
AUGGGUCGACGAUCUAUAAAUACCACUAAAAGUGGUAAAUACAUGAAUCCCACAGAUCAAGCAAGAAAGGAAGCAAGAAAAAAGGAAUUAAAGAAAAAUAAAAGGCAGAGACAAAUGGUUCGAGCAGCUGUGCUGAAAAUGAAGGAUCCAACACAGAUUCUUGAGGAGCUUCAGAAAAUUGAUGAAAUGGAAUUUAAUGUACUUCAACCAUCUCCACUAAAUGAAAAAGUUUUAAAAGAGAAAAGGAAAAAAUUAAGGGAAACAUUUGACAGAGUUCUCAAGAUGUAUGAUAAAGACGAUCCAGAAAAAUGGGUGGAGUUGAAACGCCAAGAAAUGGAGUAUGAAAAAAGAAGAGCUCAUCUUAUUUCUUACUAUGAGUCUGUGAAGCAUGCUCAGUCAGUUCAAGUGGAUGACAUUCCACUACCAACUUUACAAGUACCAGAUAACUUAAUAUAUGGUAAUGUGCCAUCACAAAUACCUUUGCCUUUGGAUUCUGCUCAUCCCAAUGGACCUGUGAAACCUAUUUUGAAGAAAGACUCUGCAUACAGAGAACGGCCAAAAGGUAUCGAGCCACCCGGCGUCCCGCCCGGUCCUCCGGUUGACAUCGCUGCGCUGUUAACUGACGCGGUUAAGCUCAAGAUUAUCAAGGAAAAGAAGAGCCUUCGUUUCCACUACUUGCCCGACGAAGGACCUCCUGGAGAAUGUAACUAUUCUCCACCAGCAAAUCAAGCACCACCACAAACAAUUAUACCAGUACACGCCGAAGAUUAUGAUGGAGAACAAGUAGUAGACCCAGAAUGUCCAUCACCUCCGCAUGCCGUGGCAACGCCCGCUCCGAAACCUACGUCGCUUCAACAACGUAUGCUGGCUCUCUCCGGACAGAAUAUAGACGAUUUCAUGAAAGAGAUGGAGGAGGUGCAUAAAAAGAGGGAGAGAGAUAGGGCUGCUGAUUUAAAUGCUAGGUUGAGCGCAUUAAAACGCACCGGGGACGGUCGCGACAGUGAUUCGGACAGCGACACGGAGAUGCCGCCGUUGCAUAAUCAGCCGCAGGAGUUCCUCGAGCCGCCCGGAGCUGAGCUUAGGCAAAUGCCGCCGCCGCUUAUGCCACCAGGUCUCCGUUUGCCGCUCCGCGCCCCGGUGGGCCUGCCGCCGCUGCGUUUGCCGCCCGGCCCUCCAGCGGGUCGGCCGCCCGCGCCGCCCGGCCCCCCGCCCGGGCUGCCCCCGCGGGGCAUGUUGCGUCCCCCCGGCCCCCCGCCUGGUGCCCCCCCGCGCCUGCUGCGCCCUCUCGUGCCGCCCCCCCCGCCUAAGGCGAUGCCGCAAGUCUCCGUGCUCACCGCCGCCCCGCAGCUUAUACCCAAGAAAGAUGGCCCGCAAGGAACCACAAUUAGUGCGAAACCACAGAUUAGAAAUCUGUCCGCUGACGUCACGAGGUUUGUACCGUCGGCUUUGCGAGUCAAGAGAGAAGACAAGAAAACGAAACCCGCCAAAACUGGCAUCGUGCAAAGACCUGCAGAUAUUCCGAAGCACGCGCCCACCAAGGACGAUGCUUAUAUGCAAUUCAUGAAAGAAAUGGAAGGAUUAUUAUAAGGGAAAUUAUGAAAUUGUAUAUGUAUGUUACUUUCAAGGAUCGAAAUCGCUCAUUGAGCGAAAAAAUAGUUCACAACGCGUUGUGGCAAUCGCAGAAUAAAC